AUGAACGCUACAGUUCUCCUUUUGUUGGUUUUGGGGUUUUACGGUUCAGUGUGUAGCGACCAGGCCCCGGAAGAUGUCAAAGGAAGAGAUCUGGAAGAGGAAGAAGAAGAGAAUGUAGACUCGACUUUUUCUUCCUUUGCCGAAAACCUCAGGGGCACAUUCACUCUAGAUAGAGCCAAUGAUGGCUCCGCACUCCCAGGGAGUGAAGGAGAAUCGCAGCCCUUGAUACACACGGGCCUUGUCUAUGGAGAAUUUUGCCAUGAAACAUCAACCAGUACACCAGAGACUAGUGGUCAGGCGGCUUCAGAGAGUUCCACACCUGAAGGACCCGAGUCUGGUACCGAGAAUAAGGGAAGAAGAGAUAACACCGAAUCCCCCAGUGGCGCUCUGCUAAUUGGAACUGCACUUUCAUACGCUGGAAGUUUGCUCUCUUCCGGCAUCUGGGAAGCUGGCAGAAUAGCCGGGAGUGCAGGCUUGUAUACCGUGAAUUACGUCUAUGAAAAUGCUCCAGCUGUUGGAACUUCCAUUGCGAAUGCAACAAGUUCCACUAUGCAAUAUGUUUACGACUCCGUUCCAGCAGUCAAGGAUACGAUUGCAGACGCCACAAGCGCUACCAUAAACUACGUAUGGGAUGCAACUCCAGCAGUCACUAGUGCUGUUCUCGAUGGAGCGUGUUAUGCUUUAGAAGGUGCUACUUCGUUGGUCUCCGACGGUUUGGGGGCGGUUAGCGAUUCUUUGGGGAUAGUAAGAUUAGUAGUACCCAUUUAA
This is a messenger RNA of Theileria equi strain WA, 768 nucleotides long. RefSeq names its product signal peptide-containing protein. The record is from RefSeq and is a predicted model, not a curated record. The coding region runs from base 1 to 768 and encodes 255 amino acids. NCBI's taxonomy places the organism in Eukaryota, Apicomplexa, Aconoidasida, Piroplasmida, Theileriidae. The transcript has 2 exons.